AUGAGUUUGCGGGGUGUGCAGCUGGGUCUACGUGUGUGGGAGUUCGUAUGGACUCUCCUCAUUAUGUCCCUGGUCGGUAACAUGAUCAACGAGGCCUUCGCCGGUAAUCCUAGCUCCGUGAACUAUACAAUGUUCCUGUCGGCAUUCUCCAUGCUUUCCCUCAUCUACUUGGUCCCCGCGUCGUUUAACCUGGACUGGGCUCUCCACCCAAUUAUCAUGCUCGGAGUUGAUGUGCUCAACACCAUUUUCUUCUUCUGCGCUGCGAUCGCGCUCGCUGCGAAGUUGGGAGCGCACUCUUGUGGUAACUCGUCCUACACUAGCAGCAACGAAAUUACCAACGGCUCUCACAACCCCUCGAAGCGCUGUAAGGAGGCUCAAGCGGUGACUGCCUUCCUAUGGUUCGGCUGGGCUGGAUAUAUGGCCUCGACUGUUGUUUCGGUGCUCCUGUCUCGCUCAUCGACUGUGAACAUGCGCGGCCGCAGCGGAAGUGCCCGUCGCCCUGCUCGUCCCAGCAUGUCCCAGGUUUAA
This is a messenger RNA of Penicillium malachiteum, 528 nucleotides long. RefSeq names its product MARVEL domain-containing protein. The transcript is spliced from 3 exons. Gene Ontology annotation, cellular component: plasma membrane; eisosome. The coding region runs from base 1 to 528 and encodes 175 amino acids. The record is from RefSeq and is a predicted model, not a curated record. Lineage: Eukaryota; Fungi; Ascomycota; Eurotiomycetes; Eurotiales; Aspergillaceae. Gene Ontology annotation, biological process: protein localization to plasma membrane; eisosome assembly.